This is a messenger RNA of Populus nigra (black poplar), 1769 nucleotides long. RefSeq names its product patatin-like protein 7. The record is from RefSeq and is a predicted model, not a curated record. NCBI's taxonomy places the organism in Eukaryota, Viridiplantae, Streptophyta, Magnoliopsida, Malpighiales, Salicaceae. The transcript has 3 exons. Gene Ontology annotation, biological process: lipid metabolic process. The coding region runs from base 107 to 1423 and encodes 438 amino acids.
CACCUCCAUCACCAUUUUCACUUCUUUCUUCUCUCAGAAAACAUCACACAGUGUUUCAACAAUCAAAGCUCAAAACCUGCAAAAGAUCAUCAACAAGUUCAAUCCAAUGGCAGCAGUACUCGCAUCUACCAUGCCUGAUGACUCUUCCUUUGAUGUAGACAAGCUCACUUAUGAAAUCUUUUCAAUCCUAGAAAACAAGUUUCUCUUUGGUGGAUAUGAUGAUCCAAAGCUCUCCAAGAACACUCACCAAGUCCCAAUUCAAGAACAACUUAAGCCCACCAAACAGUUCAAUGGUGGUAAGGUCAGGAUCCUCUCCAUUGAUGGAGGAGGUGCCACUAAUGGAAUUCUUGCUGCUAAGUCUUUGACAUACCUUGAGUCUUGCCUUCGUCAAAAGUCAGGCAAUCCUAAUGCCUCUGUUUCUGAUUACUUUGACGUUGUUGCCGGCUCUGGUUCUGGUGGUGUUUUGGCUGCCUUACUCUUCACUCGGGGCAAAAAUGGACGCCCUAUGUUUACAGCCGAAGAAGCUUUGAAUUUUCUUGUCAAGAUUAAUAAGAAGAUGAACAGAUCACAAGGGGUUUUCGGCAAAUUGUUUGGUUCUGCGAAAGCAGAGAAAGUUUUCGCAAAAACUUUCGGAGAACUAACUUUGAAGGAUACAAUCAAAUCUGCUCUGAUACCAUGUUACGAUCUUUCAACACACGCACCAUUCUUAUUUUCUCGUGCUGAUGCAUUGGAAAUGGAUGGAUAUGAUUUUAAAAUGAGUGAUGUCUGCCUUGCAACUUCAGCUGAUCCAACAAUGAUUGGGGCCGUGGACAUGCGGUCAGUCGACAAGAGGACUAAAAUUGUGGCUAUUGAUGGUGGGAUUGCCAUGAACAAUCCAACAGCUGCGGCAAUCACUCAUGUCCUGAACAAUAAGCAGGAGUUUCCACUCUGUAAUGGGGUGGAGGAUCUUUUGGUGGUGUCACUUGGAAAUGGAGAGUCAGAUUUCGGUUAUCAGAAUCAGAAUUCGACACCUGCAAGAUUUGUCAGGAUAGCUGGAGAAGGAGCAUCUGACAUGGUUGAUCAAGCUGUUUCAAUGGCGUUUGGUAACUGUCGGACCAGCAAUUAUGUUCGAAUUCAGGCAAAUGGGAUUAUUGCUAAAAAGCAUGGAAUUGCGGAUAAAUCAAUGAAAUCCAACAAGAAGGCAGAUUUAUUGGCAAUGACAGAAGAGAUGUUGGCACAGAAAAAUGUGGAGUCUGUGUUAUUUGAAGGGAAGAAGAUGGUUGAGAGCACAAACUUCGACAAAUUGGAGACAUUUACUGGAGAGCUAAUCAAGGAGCAAGAGAGGAGAAAAACAAGCAUUUUACCAACAGUGGUGUUGAAGCAGAACUCACCCUCACCAAGAACAUCAUCUGCCACAACUCUUUCAACAUUAUCUUCAUAUUGAUCAGUAGAUUUGUUAAAUUAAUAUCUUAAUUUGAGAGAGAAACAAAAUUAAAUGCUUUUGCUGCCGCUCGUGAUGAUUGAAGACAUCCGAGAUUGAGCUGAGCUAAGCUUCUGAGUGCAAUUGCAAAUUCUUUCGGUUUAGCAUGUAUAGUUUUAUACUAUAAUUUAGAGGUGUUUGUGUAUAGUAUGGAAUUGUGAGAUUACUUGUUGCAAAAUUAGAGGGAUUAAUGCAAUUAGAGUUGCUAGCUUGCCGAUGUUAUGUAAUUUUUGAUGGAUUGAGCCACUUUGCGUAUUUCGUUGUUAGUCUUGGUGUGAUUUGAUUUUUGAUUAGAUUGAAAAUUUGCUAA